UCAGAUCAAGUUAUUUUUACUCACAAAUAAGUCAUAUCUCGGUGAAAUAGGACGUAUAUACUCAAUAGUUAUUUCGGUUUUUUAAAUCAAAAGUUGUGUUGUGUUAACAAUGGCCAAAGAGAAAAAAAAAUAUAGACAUUCCAGUAGUUAUUAUAGGAAGAUUAAGAAGGCUAAGGCUAAUUAUAAGGACGUUCAGAGUGAAACAUCAGAAGAAAUAAAUUGUGAAUUGGCUUCUACAUCCGGUUUUCAAGGAGUAUCUACUUUGUAUGUUUCUUUUGAUCCUGAUACCACACACACAAGCAAGGAUUUUUUGCCAUCUGAUAAUAUAGAUGAGAAGAGCGACGAUGAAGAAAUCUGUUCAAACAAGGAAUCAGAAAAUGAAGAUUCUGGAGAUGAGUAUGUGACAAAUAAAGAUUAUUUAAAUAUGAAACUUGUGGAAGACCUAAGAGAAUGGACAGUACAGCACAAACCCACCAAGUCAUCUUUAAACGACUUGUUAGCUGUACUGAGUAAAUAUGGUUUUAAAUUGCCUAAAGACGGGCGAGCUCUACUGAAGACUGACGAUGUCUUUAUAGAGCCAAUGGGCCAAGGAAACAUUGGCCCAUUGGCUCAACAAGGAAGGAUUUUUGGUACCAAGGCGUAAGCAAUUGCUUAAAGAAAUCUUUAUCGGAUAUGGAUUUAAAUGCAAUAUCCAGUAUUGAACUAAUGUUCAACGUAGACGGCAUGUCGCUAUUUAACAGUACCUCUUCAGAAGUAUGGCCUAUUGCUAUGGCAAUUUAUGACAUGCCAAACAUAAAGCCUAUGUUUGCGG
Leguminivora glycinivorella is the source of this 811-nucleotide messenger RNA. RefSeq lists its product as uncharacterized. The coding region runs from base 110 to 643 and encodes 177 amino acids. The transcript is spliced from 2 exons. The record is from RefSeq and is a predicted model, not a curated record. Lineage: Eukaryota; Metazoa; Arthropoda; Insecta; Lepidoptera; Tortricidae.